Thrips palmi is the source of this 2125-nucleotide messenger RNA. RefSeq lists its product as uncharacterized. The transcript is spliced from 12 exons. Bases 184 to 2034 code for a protein of 616 amino acids. The record is from RefSeq and is a predicted model, not a curated record. Lineage: Eukaryota; Metazoa; Arthropoda; Insecta; Thysanoptera; Thripidae.
GAUUUUGGGAACUGGUUCAGCGGCGAACGCCUUCCCUACAAGGCGGUGAGCCUGCCCUAGAGGCCUAGCCUUGUUAGGUUGGCGUUCUGCAAGAGUGCGGUAGUUUGAAAAUUCGUUUCGUUCUGAUCGUUCUACAUUGUGCUCUAGAAGCGCCGCGCUGAUUCGAGUCAUUCAUCAUUCGUAAUGUAUUCCGUCGGCGAUGUGGUGGUGGCGCUCUGGCCCUCCGUGGUGGGGGGGAAAAGGUACCCCGCGGUCAUCCAGAGUUUCAGUGCUGGGAAGUAUACUCUACAAUGGCUGGGUCAAAAAAAUGAAGUUAACAUCGUGGUGCCAGCCCGCAUCAUCGGCCGGGCCACACCAGCACUUAUCGAUGCAAUGCACGAAGAAGACUAUCUACCCAAGUACAGACAGGAAUUGGUCGCUGGAAAGGCGGAGGCUCGAAGGCUGAUUGCCGCGGUGGUGCCACAGCCGGCUCGGCAGCAGCAGGACAUACAACGCGCUGUUGAGCGCGCUCAACAAGAGUGUCAACAGCAGUUUCAGCAACAACUUCAGAUCGAACGCGACAACUUUCAGCAGCAGCUUCAGCUGGAGCGCGAUAACUUCCAGCAGCAGCUUCAGCUGGAGCGGCGGAGCUUUCAAGAGCAGCUGGAAGAAGCCCGUCUGCUGUCGGAACAGAAAUAUAGAGACAUGGAACAAACUCAUGGCACCCUUCAAAAGAAGUGCAUUGACCUUGAAGCCGUAGUCCAGCUGCACAACCAGCAGCAACAGCAGCAAAAAGACCAGGCGGCCCAGCAGCUGGAACAAGCUCGUCUGGACUUCCAGAAGCAAUAUACAGAGGCAGAACGAGCUCAUGAGGUUGAUCUCCGGCAAGUGGCCCAGCGCUCUUGGGAAGAGGUGACUCAGCAAUGCGAGCAGAAGAUUGAACAAGAGCGUCAAAAUUUUGAGAGGCAGCAGGAGCGCGCCCGUCUUCUGGCUGAAGAGCGUGCUCAAGGCAUAGAACAAGCACAUCAUCAGGCGCUUGAGCAGGUUGAAGCCCUGCAAAAGAAAUGCUCUGACCUUGAAGCCCUAGUCGACCUGCUUAACCAACAGCAGCAGCACCACCAAGAAGAGCAGGUGCCUCAUCCAGACCCUCAGGAUGAUGGUAAUGAUGGCAAUCUAGAUGAGCCGCAGGGCGAAGAUCAAGGAGAGCAGCUACCUGAUGAAAUGGAUCACGAUGAUGAUGAACCUAGAGUAUGGUACAGGGGUCCAGUGACCGCCAAGCUGCGUAGCAUACAGUGGAUUUACAGGUGCCCCCAAGCGGACCACAUGGGUCAGGUCCACGGUGACCCUAACCGCUUGCGGAGCAUCGCCACACGGUCGGGAAUACUGCUAAAAGCAAUCACAGCGGGGCUGGUGCCUGUUCCCAGGGAGGUGCUCUUGGCCAUGCCCGCGCCAGUAGUAGCGCUGCUAUUGCUGGCCGGUGCCUGGACCGGGUGUGUUGCGCAGGCCCCGGUGGUGCAGUUUGGAGAGAUGGAGCAUACUGCUUACUCUCCUCAGCGCCUCGCCGUAUUAAAUCUAAAGAGCUCCGACAAGAACGCGCAGGCCAAGAAGCGGGUGGCGACCUGCCCGCUCUGCCCGCUGCCGGGGUGGGAGGAACGGCAGUUCCCCGCCCACUUUCAUCAUGUUCACAAUCAUGGAGUCUCUGAGGAAAACGCAAGGGUGAGAACACACCGCCUCCACCUCGUUUACCUGGCCAGGAGUAGGGGACAUCUCGUACUUUCAUGGCGUAAUGCCAGAGCGAUGGUGGUGCAGCACCCAACCGUCUUUGAGGAGCUCGCAGCGUCGAGGGUCUCUGUUAGAGUAGUGACAGAGGAGGGCCAAAUGCAGGAACCUAACGUGGCAGGGCUGCUUAUGAGUCAAGUGCCUGUACCUCCUAGCCUUCCUACUACCAUUCUCGAUCGCUUGCCACCAACUCAGUGCAUAUGUGAAGGAUAUCUUGCAGGUGAAUUCCGAGUCAUUAAUGACGUGGGGCCAGAGCUGGAUGAUGAUGAAUUCUAGUUUUUUUUAAUGUCCCACUGUACUUAUAGCUUUAUUCUUAUUCUUUAUUCUGAAUUUGUCUGAUAAUUUUUGAUUGGAGGAUGGUUUUAAA